CGCUAUGACAACGCGACGCUGAGGGGAAGGAGGGGAGGCCAUGGCGGCCGUAGGGGGGAAGAGGAGCCGGGGUUUCUACAGAGCUCCGGUGAUGUGGGGACAGGAAGGUCUUGUCCAGGAUUUUGUGAUUGUAAACCUCGAGGGCUUUGCUGAAAAGCUCAGAGUCCUGGAAUCUGACAAUUAGCAGCUGAUUUCACAGGGUCCAUCUCCAGGGCUUGAUGUGAAGACCUGGCUGCUCUGUAAAAAGACUCAGCCAUGGCAGGCAAAACCAAAAAACCCAAGGGUGGCAAAGGCAAAAGCUCCAAAAAGGGUGCAGAUAAGAGUGUGAAAGAAGUGGAUCUCCUCAGCCCAGCUGCCAUGCUCAACGCUUACUACAUCUCUCACAAUGCCGCUGCCUUCCUGGAAUUCCGGGGCCAUCCCUGGCCUGGCUCUCUCAAAAAGAAGGGGAAGAAAAAGAAGUGAGAACCAAACUCCCUGGUGAACGCUCUCUGCUGUGAUUAAACCCACCCUGACCUCGGCA
Messenger RNA from Vidua macroura (Pin-tailed whydah), 520 nucleotides. It is a transcript of the gene SMKR1, whose product is annotated as small lysine rich protein 1. Lineage: Eukaryota; Metazoa; Chordata; Aves; Passeriformes; Viduidae. Bases 256 to 462 code for a protein of 68 amino acids. The record is from RefSeq and is a predicted model, not a curated record. The transcript is spliced from 4 exons.